AAAUAAUACAAAGAAUCUUGUCACAGUCGGCCCAUGGAUAAAAUAUCCUUUGAAAAGAGAAAAAAAAUAAAAUAAAAAAAUGACCAAACCACUCCUACACUUGACCACCAUAGCUGCCCCUUUUCGUAUUCACUGGCUCCACUGCCACACUCCACUUCUUCUUCCGUUCCCCUCUUCCCCUUCUCGAUUUCGCUCCUUUUUUCUCUGUUCCAAAUUCUUCAGGCCCUUUACUUCCAGACCCUUUUCUCAAUCCGGGUAAAAUCUCAAUAUCUGUGUCUUUGGUAAAUGUAAUUCUAUGGAAAGUUUGGUUCUUGGUUCUUAAUCCCUGAAAGAAUCCUUAUUAGUAACUUAUAUAGCGUGUUGUGCCUUUUGGGUUGACUUGUAUGUUAUUCAGCUUAAAGAUUCUUGUUUGCAGAGCCCGUUUGCUAUCUUUCAUAACUAUUCUCAUUUGCAUUUGAAAUUAGCUUUGUUUAGUAUAACUUUCUGAUGAUUAUGGAGUUUACCACUGUUUCUUCCCUGGUGAGUGUAACUGUGUAAAUCGUGAUCAGUGUCGUUCAGCAGUAAUGGAGAAGUUUAUAAAACCUUAAAGUUACAUUGUAAAAGAUAAGAUUUUCGGGUUAUAGUUCAGUUCUAAGUAGUAUGUUUUCCAUAGUUUAGUUCUUUAGUUGGGUAACAACUCGUUGUGAAUUUUAUUGUUUUUAUUUCAAAUCUUUUCAUUGAUAUUGGAUUUACUGAUCACUGGAGUUUUGCAUAUGGAAUUGUUGGUUUUCCCUUUUAAAAUCAUGGCCUUCAGUCAAGAACGAUAUGCAGAGGAUGUAGGAAUUACUGAAUAUUUGAUUGACCAUCAAUGAGGAAAAGAUGAAUCAUGUUAUGAUCCGUGCAUAACAAAUGAUGUUUGAUACAGAAUGGAGAACAAUUCUCGCUAGUAAUAUCUGUUUUUGCUUUUAUGGUUUUGUUUAGAGUGGCAAUCCAGGUGUAAUCUUAAUGUGCAUGGCAAGUUGGUAUCUGAAAUAUAUGAAUUCUUACUUUUGAUAUGCAAUAUCAGUGUGAUCCGUAUAAUGUUCUCAUAGUUUUUAAUCUUCAUUACAAUGUCAUCUCAGUUACUGACUUCUCAUAGGAUCUGGCAUACAUCUCUCUUGAUUAGCCAGAGAAGUUUUUCUAGUUGCUUGGUGAUGGACAGCUCCGGAGUCAACUCCUUCUUGAAAGCCCCGGCUGGUUUAGACAUUGCCUCUGAAGAAGAAUACACUGUGCAGUCGAAGCUGCUACAAGAUUUCAUAGAAAUAUCGUCAAUUGACAAGUCAUGGACUUUUGCAUCUCCCAGUGGAAAUGGUUCCCAAUGUAUGUUUGCUAUUAGCCAACCCAAUCUCAUGGCAAAUACGAAGAGGAGAUCUAUCUUAUCAUCCCAUAUUAUAAAACAAAGCAGUGAUUCAGUCACCUUUCACUGGGCGCCCUUCCCUGUAGAGUUGAAUGGUGUCUCUUCAAUUAUCCCAUCUCCAUCUGGUUCAAAACUUCUGGUUGUGCGAAAUUUUGAAAAUGAUUCUCCUACGCGCUUUGAAGUCUGGGGUCCAUCUCAAGUGGAAAAGGAAUUUCAAAUCCCUCGCACAAUUCAUGGCUCUGUCUAUUGUGACGGAUGGUUUGAGGGAAUCUCAUGGAACCAUGAUGAAACUCUAAUUGCUUAUGUUGCCGAGGAGCCAGUUCCCAGUAAACCCACAUUUACUAGAUGCGGUUACAAGAAAAGUGAUUCUGCAGACAAGGACGUGGGCAGCUGGAAAGGUCAGGGAGAGUGGGAGGAGGAUUGGGGAGAAAGUUAUGCUGGGAAAAGGCAAUCUGCCCUUUUUGUCAUUAACAUAAACAGUGGGGAGGUACAAGCUGUUAAAGGAAUUGGAAAGUCAUUGAGUGUUGGACAGGUUGUAUGGGCUCCAGUAGCUGAAAAUUCAGAUCAAUAUCUUGUAUUUGUAGGAUGGCCAUCAGAUACUAGAAAGUUGGGCAUCAAAUACUGCUACAAUAGACCAUGUGGAUUGUAUGUGGUUAAAGCUCCAUUCUUGAAAUCGGAAGCUGUUGAUUCUAGUUAUUCCGGCGAUAAUGCAUCGGAUGGUGUAUCUGUGGUUGCUCUGACAGAGAGCACUGGUAGUGCUUUUUUCCCAAGAUUCAGCCCAGGUGGAAAAUCCCUUGUGUUUUUUUCGGCCAAGACUGCUGUUGAAUCUGGGGCGCACUGGACAACCAAUUCGCUUCAUAGAAUAGACUGGCCUGCUGAUGGAAAGCCCAACCAAUUGCCGAAAGUUGUUGAAGUGGUUCCAGUUGUGAUGUGUCCCGAAGAUGGCUGCUUCCCUGGGCUAUAUUGUACAAAUAUUUUGAGUAAGCCAUGGCUUUCUGAUGGAUGUACAAUAAUCAUAUCUUCAGUUUGGCGCAGUGUUGAAGCAAUUCUUGCAAUCAAUAUCUUGAGUGGAAACAUAUCACGGAUCAGCCCUAGUAACUCAAACUUUGUUUGGAAUCUACUUGCCCUUGAUGGCGACAAUAUCGUUGCUGUAUCUAGCAGCCCAGUUGACAUUCCCCAAAUCCAGUAUGGAAUUCGAAAGACAUCCGGAGAUGCCACUUGGAGCUGGUUAGAUAUCUCAAGCCCCGGCCCAAGAUGUUCUGAAAAGGUCAAGUCUGUGCUGGAAGCUAGGCAGUUCACUAUAAUGCAAAUUCCAGUCAAGGAUAUCACUGACAAGCGUACAAAAGGUGCCAACAAUCCCUAUGAAGCCAUAUUUGUUUCCUCCAAAUCUCAAAAGAAUAAUCCUGAUCCUCUAAUUGUGGUGAUUCACGGUGGUCCUCAUAGUGUCUCUCAGUCCAGCUUCUCCAAGUCCUUGGCUUUCCUCACAUCACUUGGUUACAGCUUGCUAAUAGUAAAUUACAGAGGUUCUUUGGGUUUUGGAGAGGAAGCUUUGCAGUCUCUUCCCGGCAAUAUUGGGUCUCAGGAUGUCAAUGAUGUACUUGCUGCCAUUGAUCAUGUCAUUGCCAAGGGACUUGCUGAUCCGUCUAAAAUAGCUGUGGUUGGUGGUUCCCAUGGUGGAUUUCUGACAACUCAUCUAAUUGGACAGGCACCGGACAAGUUUGCAGCAGCUGCUGCUAGGAACCCUGUCUGCAACCUUGCAUUGAUGGUUGGUACAAGUGACAUCCCUGAUUGGUGUUAUGCUGAGUCAUUUGGCAGCAAGGGAAAAUCGUUAUACUCUGAUGUGGCAUCUCCUGAACAUCUCACUGUAUUUUAUGAUAAAUCCCCUAUUUCUCACAUAUCCAAGGUAAAAACUCCUGUUAUCUUUCUCUUAGGUGCCAAAGAUCUCCGUGUGCCUGUUUCCAAUGGUAUACAGUAUGUGCGGGCGCUAAAAGAGAAAGGCAAUGUGGUCAAGCUAAUUGUGUUUCCCGAGGAUAUUCAUCCAAUUGACAGGCCACAAUCCGACUUUGAGAGUUUUCUUAACAUUGGCGUAUGGUUUAAGAAGUACUGCCAUUAA
Molecule: messenger RNA, 3488 nt
Organism: Oldenlandia corymbosa var. corymbosa
Lineage: Eukaryota; Viridiplantae; Streptophyta; Magnoliopsida; Gentianales; Rubiaceae
Source: the annotation of a GenBank genome assembly